This is a messenger RNA of Silurus meridionalis, 2131 nucleotides long. RefSeq names its product fatty acid desaturase 6 (gene fads6). The coding region runs from base 335 to 1579 and encodes 414 amino acids. Gene Ontology annotation, molecular function: oxidoreductase activity, acting on paired donors, with oxidation of a pair of donors resulting in the reduction of molecular oxygen to two molecules of water. Gene Ontology annotation, cellular component: membrane. Lineage: Eukaryota; Metazoa; Chordata; Actinopteri; Siluriformes; Siluridae. Gene Ontology annotation, biological process: lipid metabolic process. The transcript is spliced from 9 exons. The record is from RefSeq and is a predicted model, not a curated record.
UGUUAGCGGUGCUCCCCCGGGAUUACCCACAAAAACAGUUCUAAACAUUUACAUUUCAUUCAUCACGUGUUCACAUAUUAUUGUUAAAAGUGUUAUUAAUGUGAAGUGAUUUGUGGAUGUAUGUGGAGGAUUAAACGCUUUAUUAUCUGAGUGCAGUGAUCUGAAUUGUUUGAGUGUUGAUGACAAUAAACUCCAGAACUGCUGCGACUCUGUUGUAAAGACUCGUCAUUCCACAGCACAGCGCACCGGUCAGAACCGAACCCGACCGGUACCGGACCGCGCACAGGUGAAAGAAACGAGGCUUGUGCUCCUGCUGUCUCUGUGGAACAUCUGAAUGAUCUCAGGGUUCUGGGUGUUUACUUACUCAUUCUAUAGGACGGUGCCAAUACUUUUGGAGCUGAAUGAGAGCGAGGGGAGGGGCUUCCAGCAUUCAUCUUCUGAGAGACAAACACAACCUAGUUUCCUCUUGAGUGUGUGUCUCAGAAAUAGCAGAAUCAGCAGCAUGCAGAAGGUCACAGAAGAAUGGACAGAGAUGGAGGAGAGGAGAACAUCAGGGACAUCAGCAGCAGGAAAGAAGGAGCAGAAGGAGGAGUGUGAGACACUGAUGAUGGAGCUGAACCGUCUGGUCCAGAAAACUGUGAGGGACAGUAGCUGGUGGGACAGGAGAGGACUGGACUGCACCAUCCUAGCUUCAGCAUUCAUCAGCCUGCCCACAGCAUUCUUGCUCUUGUCCUCGUCUCACGUGUGUUACUUCCUGUUGGGUUUGGUUCUGAUGGGAGUGGCUCAUGCCGUGAUCACAGUGAAGGGAACUCAUUUGGCCAGUCAUGGAGCUCUAACCGAGUCCAGUGCCUGGGGACGGUUCUGGGUCGUCUUCUUUAUCGAGGUGUGUGGCUCGUUCACGGCGAAUGUGAGUGUGAAAUCACACGUUAAAAUGCACCACGCUCACACGAACGUGAUCGGACUCGGAGACUCGAGCACAUGGAAGGUUCCGUUCCUGCCACGGAGUGUUUAUCUGUUCAUCGCACCGCUCGUUGUGCCCAUCAUCACUCCUCUAGUGGCCAUGGGGCAGCUAAAAGGCCAGCCUCUGUACACAGCAGUGCGUACAGUGGUGUGUGUGUGUGUAGGUGUGUGUUCCCAGUAUGUACUGCUGCGGUGUGUAUCAGGGUUUACAUGUAGCUCAGCGCUGCUGGUGAUGCUGCUGAGCAGAGGCAUGUUCUCCAUCCCAUACAUUCACAUCAACAUCUUCCAGCACAUCGGACUGCCGAUGUUUUCUCCGAAUCGCCGACCCAAGCGUAUUUACCAGAUGAGCCACGGAGUGUUAAACCUGUCAAGGAACCGGCUGUUGGACUGGAUCUUCGGCCACUCGCUCAUCAACUGCCACGUGGAGCAUCAUCUGUUCCCCUCGCUGUCCGACAACAUGUGCCUCAAGGUAAAGCCGAUCGUGUCGCAGUUCCUGAAGUCGAAGGCUUUGCCGUAUCAGGAGGACGGAUACUUCUCUCGUUUGCGACUCUUCUUCCACAAGUAUCAGGAGCUGAUGGUGUUUGCUCCACCGAUCACCGAGCUGGUGGGGGUACAGUGAGGCUGAACCCCAUCAUAAAUCCCGACAUUUCGUCUCUCUCACACACACACACACACACACACACACACACACACACACACACUAAGAUUGUAGACAUCAUACACAACUUCCAUCGUGAUUACACUAGGUUCUGAUGUCGGUUAAAGACAUACUAAAGACUAAUAAUGUUUAGGGUCUUAGAUAGAGACCAUACAGACAGGCUACAGCCAUAGGCCACACCCACUGGACAGGCUACAGCCACAGGCCACACCCACCAGACAGGCCACAACCACUGGACAGGCCACACCCACAAAGGAGAUCAUUAGUGCAUUAGUGUAAUAACAUCUGCUUAUUUCUGUAACAAUGAGCAAAACAUCAGGUAAAGCAAAAAGUUAACAAUUAUGCUUUUAAACAUGAAAGAGAUUCACUGAGAAAACAAACAUGCAGCUCUGCACUAUAAUAACACUAAUAACAACAUUUUAUUCAUGCCAUUUUUUACUUUUGUUUCUUUUUUGUUGGAACCAGUCAAAGCACUGCAUGUGAUCUUUAAUAAACAAAAGUUUAAAAUGGAAA